AGGAAAGUGAAAACAGAUGGUUCAAGAUGGAGCUUCACAGUGGCAGAAAAACAGCUCAGUGUUGACUUGGUUAAAAACAAUGAAAGUCUUUACAAAAGAAAACAGCUAAAACCCUCACAAAACCCAAUGCUUUCAUUCUGGUCUUGGAACAUCUUUGUAAAACACCAAACUUUAUGACAAAACAUCCCAAAAAAAGGUGUUUAUUGUGCGUGUCCCCAAAUGGUGCAACAGUGUAAGAGUCUCCACUAUACACAAAUACAAACACGCAAGGUUACACACACACUUAAGCAGCAGACUUUAAAAAACACCUUUUUAAACAAAACUUUCAAACUGAAACCUUUUAAAAUGUUUAAAAUCUUACAUUGAGAAUCUAAAUAAGAGUUUGAACAGAAAAUAAAGAAAAUUUUGAGUCUGAUCGGGUUUUUUUUCCCCCCAGAAAUUCAUAGAUCAACAUUUCCAAGCAUCAUUUACGUUUAAUGAACAAGUUGUGUAAACAUAACUUAAAUGAAUUAUGUAAAUGAAGAGGCGGAUAUGAUCCAUAAUACCCGUGUCAUUAUGUGCUGCUCCUUUAUCUCAGUGAGCUUCUAUUAAAGUGGGGGGAGAAAAAAAUGCCAAGUGUGACUAAUUUCAUCCUGAAAUGUCAUCAGUGGAGAUGCUGCUGCUCCUGCCGAUACGUGUGUGAGCUGCAGUGAAUGAGGGGCAGACAUCACAUAAAGAGGAUGAUAUCCACAGAGAGCUGUUAUGGGAAAUAAUCGUAGGUCAGCCUUUUCAGAAUCACAAUCACUCACGCUGAUACCGAGACAUUUCACAUAAUAGGAGAAAGAAGCUGUGAAAACAACCGUGGGAUUAAAACUCUCAAACUCAGGUACUCAUUAUGUUGUUCAUCCCUAACCAGAGUCCAGUUGCGCAGUGAGGAUCCUCUGGACUGUUUCAGGUCCGACAUGAAACUGUUUAUCACUGAUGAAGAUGAUGAUGAUGAUGAUGAUGAUGAUGACACGACACCUAUCAUGGAAACAGCCAAUCAGAGCUCUCUUGGUGAUUAUGCGUGAAUAGUUCCUCUCUGUCCUGCAGCCAAACAUCUGCAGGGAAACCCACUAAGAAAAAAAAAGAGGACACUUCUCUUCCUCCUCUUUCCUUCCCUUAUCUCCUGCUCUCUCCCUCCUCUCUCCUCCCUCCUUAUCUCCUCCAGCUCUUGUUUCUUGUUUUUAGUAUUCUCUCCUCUUUCUUCACUGUCCUCUGUAGCCGGGCCUCUUCUGUUUUUGUUCCUUUUGUCCUUUUUUACUCUUGUUUCUCCUUGAUACACUUUCUUUCCUUGAUUCCAUCAAACCAUGAGGAGACACACACCCCCAAAGUGUGAACGAAAUCAAUUAAGAGAAAAGAGUUUAGUAAAUUUUACUUCUGCCGGUUGACACUGUGGCAGAAAAAAAAAUUUCGUUCUUUGACCUUUUCUUGUAUCAUGCUGUUUUGACAGUGUUAUAACAAACUGAAGAAAGUGGACUACAUUUUAUCAGAGGCUGCAGAUCCAGCAUAUCCUUUUCAAGCUUUCACUUUUAUUACAUAAAGACUAAGCCCUAUGUUACACUUUAAUGUGGACACUAGCAGUUAAACCUGGCAGUCUUGCUUAUACAAUCGUGCAUGCAAGUGAUCGCUCCAACCUGUUUUCGUUUUUGCUCUGUCCCUUGGCUUUUCAGACACUCACAAACUUGCCUACUUCUGCUCCUCUCCCUGCUCUCCUCUAUCCCCCUCCUGCUCAUCUCUCUCUUCUCUCACCCUCUUGCUCCUCUCCCUGCUCUCCUCUCUCUUCCUCCUGCUCUCCUUGUGCUCCUCUCCCUGCUCAUCUCUCUCUUCUCUUCUCCUCCUGCUUCUCUCCCUGCUCAUCGCUCUCCUCUCUCUUCUCCUCUCUCCUGCUCCUCUCCCUGCUCUCCUCUUGCUCCUCUCCCUGCUCAUCUCUCUCUUCUCUUCUUCUCCUGCUCCUCUCUUCUCCUCUCUCCUCCUCUUGCUCCUCUCCCUGUUCUCCUCUCUCUUCCCCCUGCUCCUCUCCCUGCUCUCCUUGUGCUUCUCUCCCUGCUCAUCUCUCUUUUCUCUUCUCCUCCUGCUCCUCUCCCUGCUCAUCACUCUCUUUUCUCUUCUCCUCCUGCUCCUCUCCCUGCUCAUCACUCUCCUCUCUUCUCCUCCUGCUUCUCUCCCUGCUCAUCACUCUCUUCUCUCUCCUCCUCCUGCUCCUCUCCCUGCUCUCCUCUCCCCUCCUCUUGCUCCUCUCCCUGCUCUCCUCGUGCUUCUCUACCUGCUCAUCUCUCUCUUCUCUUCUCCUCCUGCUUCUCUCCCUGCUCAUCACUCUCUUCUCUCUCCUCCUCUUGCUCCUCUCCCUGCUCAUCACUCUCCUCUAUUCGCUCUCCUCCUCCUCUCCCUGCUCAUCGCUCUCCUCUCUCUUCUCCUCUCUCUUGCUCCUUUCCCUGCUCCUCUCCCUGCUCUCCUCUCCCCUCCUCUCGCUCCUCUCCCUGCUCAUCUCUCUCUUCUCUCCUCCUCCUGCUCCUCUCCCUGCUCUCCUCUCGCUUUGUCUUAUUCCUCAUUUUCCUUUCUUAAUGUAUUGACAGACAAACUGAUAAAAUAUAAAUCAGUGAGCAAACUUUGACAGGAUGAUAAAGAAACAGACCCAAACACAUCCAACUGUGUCUGCAUGAACAUAAACCACCACAAAAAUGUAACAUUACUCUGUUAUUUUCAUGAAGAAAUUUGCUGACAGGCUGCAUUUUCCUUAUAUUCUUAUUUCUUCUGCCUAAUUACAUGCUGCUUAUUAAUUUGAAAAUCCUUAUUAAAAUGGCUGCAGGCCUGCUCCAGUCUGUGUUUUAAGUGAAAUUACUCAGCCUAAUCUAUAUUACCUACACUUUCUGGAAUAAUGGAUACAUAUUUUCCUCCCAGCAGAGAAGAGUCGGGGUCUAAAUCCUCGGCCCGGUCUUAAUCCCCUCACGUUUCUGAAAGCGUCCCCUCUGUCUGCGCCUUUUAAUUGGAAGCUAAUGGCCUGAGCUCGAUAAGGGUGGAUCUUCCUCCCUCGUGGCCUGGAAACUGAUUUUCUGAUGAAAUAUUUCAAUUAAAAUAUUGUCCAAGCCAUUUCCACGCCUGUUAUGAGUGAUGGUGAUGAUGUCUCUGUUUGUGAUAAGGAGGAGGAGGAAGAGGAGGAGGAGGAAGAUGGAGGGGCUCACAGAAACAUGAAGAGAGUAGAUGUCACGCUCUGCAACAUGAUGGCAAACGUCCAAACACCUACGGGGGAGCAAGCUGCAGGUGUUUUCAUCAAUUAUAGCAUUUCACAUUUACAGGAUUAUUCCCAGUGAGGAGGGGGAGCUUAAAGCUGCAGCACCAGGAUACAAGGAUACAAGGAUAGGAAACAGAGGAACUCUUCUCUCCAAUUUCCUGAUUUAAUAACACCCAAAAUAGGUGAUUAACAGACAGUAAUGAGCAGAAACUUUCUGUUUAUGUCAGUCAUUUAUGGAGCAAACUUUCUGUCGUUCAAGCUCCACAGGAAACCAAAUAUAUAUCCAACAUUUUUAGACUCAAAUUAAGAGGAUGAGUAACCCAAAUAUUUUCCAAUCAGAGUCGGAUUUGCACAGGUCUUACUUCUACCCAAUGUUCUAAUGUGUUUUUGCAGAGUCUACUCAUCAUCUAGUCUCCUGUUUGUUAAUUUUCUGAUCCAUUUCAAUCCUGCUAAGCUCUCUGCAAAAAUAAACAGUCACUGUCAUGCUAAUAAAGCAGAUUUGAACUGUAGGAGGAGGAGGAAAGGAGGGGUUCAGGGAGGUGAAGACAGAAACAAGAUGCUGCUUAAAAAAACAAAAACAAAAAUGUGUUUCUCCUGAUGUAAGAACCGGAGCUCUCCUUUUGGUGAUGAACACUGAUUUCUUCAUUAAGCAGCAGUUUAAAACAUUUAGGGAUCUGUGGUCAUUUUAAACACUCAGAUUUAACACUUUAAUAAUCAUCAUCAUAAUAAAAUACACUCUGGACAUUUGAACUCGGUAAAUUGCCAUGGAAGGGCAUCCAUAGGGUGCUUUUGUUUUAUUGUAUGAACUUGGAAAGACCCUGAGGUCAUUUUUCUUGUAUUUAAUCCAGUGAAGACCAUCCAGACGUCACUUUUAUGACCUUUUAUUGAAUAAAUGAAUGAAUGCUUUAUUUCAAACAUGCAAUAAAGAAAGCAGAAUAUAGGUAGUAACCAUACACAAACACAUACAUACCAUAAAUAAAAGAAAAACAAAGAUUGCUGGCAACAACCUGCAUGUGUAGCUCAUGUUCAAAAAGGAGUAAGAAGAGGUUUAAACUUAUUUAAUCCUACCGCUUUUAUCAACAGUUCCUAUAGUGAUAUUUUAUCUUUACAUAUUUAUAAUAUUCAAAAAAGGUCACAACAGUAUUUCACCUAUAAAUGAUACUUAAUUUCUGUACAUAUAAAUUAAAUAUUACAUAUAAUCCACCUCUGCUCAAACACAGAAGUGUGAACAGCUUCAAGAAGGCUUUUUAGUUACAUUUUAUGAACAGGAAUGACACCCAAAGGGCACAAUUAUUAUAUUUUAUCCUCUGUAGGACAUUUACAAGGCAGUUUCGUGUUAUGUGUUAUGUUCUAAAAAGCCUCCACAGGACAUUUUUGUUAGAAACUAUUUACCAGACAGGCAUCCAGAGAGUUCGGUUGUUGAAUUUUACCAACUAGAGAGACAUUCAGAGGACACUUUUAGUCACAGUCUUUAACUGUGGGAAAUCCAGAAGUCACUUUUUCAUGUGUUCCUCCCUUUCGGAGUACACAUUUGUUAUAUCAUGUUUCCAUAAUAAGAUCCCAAUGUAAAGUAUGUGUUGUGCUUUUAGGUUAACAGUUACUCUGUCCAAAAAAAAAAGAAGAAAAAAGGAGCAAAUAUUUGGAUCGUCUGAUAGGAGCGUGCGGCUCAUUGGCUGUAGACUGACUGAGCGUGUUGGAAAACUCCUCUCUCUCUCUCUCUCUCUCUCUCUCUCUCUCUCUCUCUCUCUCUCUCUCUCUCUCUCUCUCGGGUACAGAGCCAAGAGGCGCUGCGGCAAAAUGUCAUAUUUUACUCGCAGCGCUCUCAGAGGACGACCUCCUCUCUACUGUACAGCUCCUGUACAUCUGCGGAGCUCCUACUGUACUCUGCUGCUGCUCCUAUUCUUGGACACCCUCUCUUCUUCAUGUUUUUUUCUUUCUAUCUCGUUUUUUUCUAAAAGUUCCCGGAGGUUUUUUUUCCCCAGUUUGGAAGAAGGAUGCGCAAAGAAAAAGUCAUGCAUGAAGAGUUCUGCUAGAGUCUGUUAAGUGAGUAAGAACUGAGACUGAAAUAUGUGUGAGGUUUUUCAUGUUUUCACUGUGUGCAGUUGAUAAAAAAGCCGGGUUGAAGAGCUAUUUUGGCCGGAAAACGACGAAGAGGAAAGACAGCAGAACCGAGACUCUCCUCCUUGUAUCAUCACCACUUUUUCCACCUUUGAACCUGACUUUUAUCUCUUUUUUUAUGCUUCUGAAAGCAGAGUGAUUUCUCCUCUCAGCGGGUCAAUCGAGGCUUCUUCCAGCCUCACGUCCCUCAUCUCCUGCCUUGUCUUCCUCAAGCAGCACUGCGUGGAAGCUGUGCUGCCACGUUUUACGCACAGCGUGGAAGCCGUGCGUAAAACCAAACCGUCCCCCUGAUCCCCGUGACUGAACCUCUCCAAAUUGGGCCACUGACACUUUUUUUUUUUAAUCUCCCGUGUGACUUUCUAACCAGCAGCAUGGAUGUUUGUAAAAGCAGACUGUUGGGGAUUUCGGUGGCUGUGGCGCACGGAGUUUUUUCCGGCUCUCUGAACAUCCUGCUGAAGUUUCUCAUCAGCAAUUUUCACUUCACCUUCCUGACGCUCAUCCAGCUCCUCACCAGCAGCACCGCCGCGCUCACCCUGGAGAUCCUCAGGAGGCUGGGGAGGGUCAAGAUCCCACCUUUCAGCCUGCAGCUAUCCAAGGUAAAAAAUCAGCUGAACACCAGCGAAUCAUGAAUCAUGAAUAUUUCUCUGCAGAAAGGGUUUCUUUGGAGGGUCGGUGCAGCCUGUGUCGACCUUCUGAAAGUAUUUAUCCCUGCACCUUCUCACGUGAAAAAAAGAAAUCUUAACAAUAGCUAAAAAGUGUUUGGAUAUGUUGGUAGGUUUAGAACUCCAACAGAUGUAAUUUUACAACUUUCUGGGCCAACAGUGUCCACAGCUUCCUAUUUAUUAUGAUAUAUUUGAACAAUGAAAGUUGCUGCCCUGCUUUGUACUCUUAAGCCGCGUUCAGACCAAAAGCGACCUCGGCGACCUGAGCAACGACUCCCAAUGCAAAGUCUAUGUACAGCCUGACGCGACUUGGCCACCGCCGGCUGCCGGCGACGUGAGCGACCAAGGUUGCCAAGGUUGCGUCGCCCGAGGUCGCAGGAUGCCAAGUUGCGUCGUUCCCAAAGUUCAAAUAUUUGAACUUUCAAAUAUUCAAAUUUUCAAAUGUUUGAACUUUGGGAGCAACUUUCCAUGACGCCGUGCCGCGACAGCCAAUUAGGGCUCUGCUGACGUCAACAAACCGGCGAAGCAAGGAGGAGGAGAAGAGGAAUCACAAUGGAGGAGCAGCUUAUCACUGCCGUGAGUUAUCACCCGGUCCUGUAUGACAUGGGGUUCGCGUUCUACCGGGACCGCACCUCCAAGAAGGAGGCAUGGGCGAAGGUGGCCCAUGAUGUUGGACUUUCUGGUAAGUUUGUUUGUUUAUUUAUUUCAGUGAGCAGACUAUUUUCUGAAAACAUAGCAAACUUCCCCUGCUUGCUAGGCUACAUGUUUCAACGUGUGUGUGUCUUUGCAGUGGGAGAAGCGGGUCAGCGGCGACCAGCCGCGUCCUGCGAUGCUGCGACGGGAAUACAGCGACCAAUGCGACUAGGUCGCUUCAGGUUGUGUUUGGUCUGAACGCGGCCUUAUAGAACUUGCUGACAUUUUCUAGACUUAUGAUGCGAACAUGUUUUUCUUCACCUUGUGUAAUCUUCAAAAAGAUAAAAAAUGUUGUCUUGCUUUGCUCCGCAGUGCUACAGUUUCCUCCGCACCACCUUGAUUCUGUAGAAAAUAACUGGCAUAUUUGAGAGUCAUGAUUGAUAAUGAUUUGGUAUUGGUUGCUCCUCCCCCCUCGAUUAUUGGUAAAAGAGCCUGUUGGUAUUCCCAGAUGAUGAUUGGCUGAUUGACUAACUAAUUGAUCAGUUUACUUGACCAGCAGAAGUGUUCAUCAAAUCACUGCAGCAACAUCUACACAUGUUUGAAAAUGAUCAAGACUGUCACGUCAUUGCUGCUAAAAUGGUGGAAACCAUUUUUUUUUUUACUUCCUACUAUCAAGUUCUAGUGUUUUGUGAUGCCAAUGGAGAAAGUCGUGACUCCACUGUGGUGGACUCCACUUUUACUUAAUUUUCUCAGUUUGUUUCCAAAUUAUUCUUACACGUUUCAGAGAUUAUGCCAUGACAUAUAUCAACAUACUUUUUCAUGAAACUGUGAUCCAUUUACAUGUUUGAGGUAAUGCAAACCAAAAUGUUGUUGUCAGUGACAUAAACUUUGAGACAGAGUUUCAGUCAGUUCAGGGUGUUCACAUUUAGACCUUUAGGCUGUAAAAACAAGGACAUGUCAGCAUUAGAAUUUUUUUCUUUGCCAGUUUUAAGUUCCUUUGGUUUUUUGGCACAGUUGAUACUUAUCCCUGGGUUGGUCUCCAAAACUGCAGCAUCUCUGAGCAUCAGAGGUCUCAAACUCAGACUCACCCACUAAGGACAAAACUUAAGUAUUUAUGGUACUGUUCUUGCAGUUAAGUCCAGUGGUAAUUCUUGAUGUGAUAUUCCUUAAAAAAAGCAACCUGUUCUUUGUAUUUUGGCUCAAAUUUAUCCCAAUCCUGGGGUGUUGGUUUGGCUCAGGAGUGAAAAUCAUACACUCCAUCUGCAGAGGAUUCAGUCUUUGUGACAGGCAGUUUAGUUUUGACUCCAACUGUUGGUCCUUUGCUGCAUAUGCUCCCUUUAGUCUCUGCUAUAUCCUCCAAAAGCAUUAAGCUGUGCCCCAAAAUGUCCCCAAUCCUUCCCGAAAGUCAUAAACAUCACAAACUAGAGUUCUGUCCAGAUACAGCACAAGAUUGGACCUGAUCCAGUCCUCUUUUAGAAGCUUUUUUUGUUUGAACAUCAUAGUUUAAAGAUUUGAUUUGAUUACUUUUGAUCAAGAAAGGAAAAGGCAACCUCUGCUUUACUUUCAUUUCCAUCCAAAGUGCACCUCUGUAAUGAAAUGCAGAUUUUUGUAGAUCUGCCUUUCUGUCUGGAGUUUUCUUUUUUUAAUUUUUUGUCUUCCCUAAAGUCUUCUUUCUUAAUGCUUCUUUUGCACUUUUUGUCAAAGAAGGUAAUACUUUGAGGGUUUGUUGUCACUUUGGCUCUGAGGACAACAACCUGUUAAAAAUGUGGAUAUAUCAGUUCUUGUUGUGACAUUUCUCUUUGCACUAAAAAGUUAUGGCAUAUUUACUUCAUGAGCUGACACCAUCAGGACUAAACGUUGCAUCUUUUAGAAAGAUCCGUAGAAAAUAGGAAGACAUGCAAGGCCUAAGGUGAGUAAAAACAGAUCUUUUUACUUUUUCCAGCUCCUUGCUGAAUAAAAGUCCUGAGAAUUGAAGAUUUCUCAGAGGUAAAAGUUUGUAAAGAAGACAAACCACAAGUUUAGUCCUGACUGUUUUAUUUGGAGAGUUUGCAGUCCUGUGAUAUCUCAGUCUUUGAUGUUUUUCAGAAGAUAGUCCAACUUGUUCUUGGACCCUGAGGGAAAAUGAAACGGGUCUCUGGAUCUUUGAACAGUUUAAUCUUGUUGUUGAAUCAAGGACCUGAAGAAACUGAAAUACCUUGGAGGUGAAGCUUGGUGUGGACUUCUUCAACUUUGGUUUAGACUGAAAUAUGUAAAGAUUGUUGGGUCCAACACCAUCUAAAACUGCCCUAAUGGACCCCAGAGGCUGGUGUAACUCGUUUACCUCUUAAAUUCCAGUUGAAAUAUGUGAAGAACCUUGAGUCCAAUACCAUUAACAUCAAACUGAAAACAUCCUGAAGACGGGUUUAACUUGUCCGGGGACCCCGUUAGAUUACAUACUAUUAUACAACCUUUACCUCUGAGUCAAAAAUUUUAACUUCUUCUGCAAUUGCACCAAAAAGUGCCACCUUCCUGUUAUAAGGAAUAUAGGCACAAGUCUUCAGACAGUGAUUAGUUUGAUCAAUGGGAAUAAAAGAACAGGUCCCAGAUCAGAAAGCUCUCUCAGCUCUGAAAAUUAGACAGUAUGACAUGCUAACUAACUGUAAAAUCCACUUGCUCUGUUAGACCGACAGAUUUAAGGCAGUAAACCUGACAUCCAUGGGCUUUUCUAAUAUCCCAGAUAGGCUCAGUAUAUUUACAGAGACUGUCCGGAUCCAACCCCUGAAAAAUAAAGGAAAUCUGUGAUGAUUUAUGUCUCAGUUUCAAAGAGAUAUUAUGUCUGAUGCUAGCUUACUAUGUUGUAAGUAGGCUGCCAUCUUUGUCUUUGUAUGUGGUCUAACUAGAGGCUAUAUCUGGGAUCAACUGACUUAUAAAGCCCCAAUUUGACGCCAGGCUUUCCGGUCUGAGCAGAGGGAGGGGACUAAAACUCUUCAUAACGAUGACUCAAGGCCAAGUUCCACACCAAAAAAACACAAAAGAUAAAGAAUCGGAACAAUAAAUAGAACUGUUGAUGGCAUCAGUAUCAAUAAAAUCCAGUCAGUUUCCUUACCCACUGAUUGUACUAGUGCACUACGUCCCAUAAUCAGGAUUUUGUUCCUGAUGCUUUAAAACAGCUUUUUAUCACUGAUGGACUUAUGGAGACGCGUCUGUUGAGCUGUUGUUUGAAGGAACCAUUUGGUGUUGGUUUUAAUGUCCAUCUUUUUUAUCUCAAAGUAGAGGUGAAACAGUUUGGUCAAAUCCUGCCACCAUACUCCUACACCAACCACCAGUGGAAAAUCCUGCAAUAAAGAAAAUUGUUAAUUUCCAUCAACUAAUUUCCCACAGAUCCUCAGAGCAGUUAAUCCGACAGUCCAGGAUUUCCUCCAGUGGGUAACCAUUUCAGUUAGUGUCAUGUGCAUCUAUAAGAGAGUCCUCCAGGCCUGACGAAGGUCAAUAUUUGAUGAAUAAACAAUGACCUAGCUCGAAUUUCAGCACCAGCAAUCGGUGCUGAAAAACCCAGUAUGUCAGCUUCACUCUGCCUGAGGAAAGCUUCUGAGUUUACCCAAUUUUGAAAGGUGUAAAAAAUAAUCGAGUUAAAUCUUGAAGCUGUUUUGAGAACUGAACUAAAUGAUUCAGCUGAAGGUAAAGGUCUAAAACAAACAGUUGCUUAGAUGUUGCAUCAACAGUUAUCAAAAGCCUGUUUUUUUCCCUAAACAAUAUAAGCAAAUGUUCCACACAAGACUUUGGCCAGCCAUCGCUCACAACUACAGCACAACUACAGGAAAGAUGGAGAACCAUGUCAAUUGUCUAGACUAAAGUGACUCAAAAGUGGGUGGAGCCAUCCAUCAAACAGGUGGAGUUAUGAUGCUGAUUUUGAGAUCAAGUUUUCAGUGGAGCAGAGAUAUUGAACAGCUGCUACAGAGCUAAAACAUGAAGCCACAGAGCAUAAUGUCUGACAGUGGUAAUCAGACAGUUCUGCAGAAGUGUUUUACUGUACAAUUACUUUCUUUAGACGAUCGACUAAGUCAUGAAGUUACUCCACUAACUUUGCGGUGUAUCCAGCAUAUCUGAAGUGAAGUUUAUGAAGUGCCAUUUUCAGGGUAAGACACUGUAUCACAGAAUACCACUCUCUGCACUUAAAGCGCUUUAUCUUUGCACAAUGUAUCACAUGCAGCUCUUUUUGGAUGAGAAACAAGUAUCAAAAGCGACUCUAAUAUACAGAGAUUUACAGUAAAUCUAAAAAGUGGAUCUUGGGUGCCUUAUAUCAGGACUAAUACAGUAAUCGCAAAAAAAAGAGAAAGCACUCUUGUUGUCAGAGGUCUCAUAGGUUAAAGACAGUCUUAGGUUGGUCUGUUUAUUAACCAGAUAAAAACUCCUCACGGGAGAUUUCAAUUAGCAUUUCAUUCAGCCCAGCCACCAUACUGGUAUUUUAAUGUGCAACAACAAUGUAUGCAAGACCCUUGAGUUUAAAGAUGAACCAUGACACUCUGUUUGCCACUGAACCCUGUACAUAUUCAAGUUGUGCACAGCUUAUUUUAAAGCCUGCAGCACAUGACCAAGCUGCUGUGUCAUUAGAGCUGGAAUAGAGAUCGUUUUGGACAUGCUGUCAUUGUGACCGAGUGUGUUCUGUGCAACGCGUGUCACAUGGUCACACAAACAGGGCUCAACUCCCAUUAGGGAACAACUAUCUGAUCCCUCAGGGUUUCCUGCAGUUAUUGUUGUUAAGGUCGACGUUGGUCUUCAGAGAGUGAACGUAAGCUGAUAUACUGUCCUUCAAAGUGAUAAAAAUGUGUUUGUGUGUGUGUUUCUCUAUGUGCAGGAGUUCGCCUCUGUGUGUGUCCUCUCCACGUUGCAGUCCACCCUGACUCUGUGGUCUCUGCGCGGCCUCAGUCUACCCAUGUAUGUGGUGUUUAAACGGUGCCUGCCGCUCUUCACGCUCAGCAUCGGCGUGUGCGUGCUGAGGAACGGCAUCCCAUCCAUCGGCGUGGUGACUGCGGUGCUUAUCACCACCGGGGGAGCUGCUCUGGCUGGUAAACACACAUAUUAAACAUGCACGCACAAGUCUGUCUUUGACGUUUUGGCAGCUCUUUGGUUUUAUUUCUUUAUCUGUGGUGAUGAAAUUCCCAAAACUCACCUUAAAAACCCACUUUCCACCAAUUUAAACGAGAGGAAAAUUACAGCAAUUUAAAUUUAUGUCAUACCUCCCUCUGAGCUCAUGUUGUUUUAUCCAGUUUAACAGCUUCUCCGUAGAUGUGAAAGCUUCAUCACCUUCUGCUCUUGUAAAAAUCCUCUAAUCAUCUCUCUCAGAUUUCUUCUUCCAUUAUAGUUUAAUGAUCUUCAGCUCAUAAACAAAAAUAUCUACAGAUAAUUCAUUUCCAGAAUCAAUCUCUUCUGUCGCUGCUGUGUGUUUCUCAGACAGGAGGGGGGCGAAAACUGAGCGUGAAAUGUGCAGAAUAUGAUUUUAAUGGACAGAUUCAUCAUUCUGGGUUUAAUCUUCAUGGUAAUCUCCUUUCCUCGCAGUAAAAAAUAAUGGAGAAUCAUCAUCCUGCAGACAUAUGUGGAUUAAUCAAGUGAGAUAAAUCAUUUUGUUCUUGAUGUAAGUAUGUUGGCUCUAUAGUCAACCAGAAGUAAACUGCUUUAGAGCGUUGGAGGAAAACACAGUAACUUUUAAUCACUACUAUACAGGGCUCAUUACUGAUACUGUAAUGGUGAUAGAACUGUUUAAUGACUGAUAGCUUUUUAUUUAACCAUUACGAUCACCAUAUACAAAAGCAGCAAGGUAUGGUGUUGAAACUGGAGCAGAUCUGCAGUUCCGUAAGUGUCCACUAGAGGCUGUGUUGAAAAACGAGUCAAUCACCAUAGAGUCCCAUGUUUAAAUGUCCAACUGUACAGCCUGAAUACAUUUGUAACAGUCUGGUGUAGAGUCGGUUUUAGACCCUGUACUUCAUGUUUGUUUCUAACAACAUUGCAGGCUGAAUCAGAUUUACAAUGACUUUGCGUUAAAGUCUGGCUGUGUGUCGUUCGCCAAUGAGUCAAAGGCAUGCCAGGCUCGCAGCUGAGCUCAACUGAACUGAGAAAGGAACGAAUCAGAUCUCGGAGUGAUUCAGUUUAUGUCGUUCACUCAGCAGUUCCAUUCUUUUGAAUGAAGCGUUCAUGAACGACACAACACCAGCACCACUCUCUAAAUAUGGUAGUAGCCAAACGGUCAACUCGAGACUUCGUUUAUGCAGUCAAGAAACCAACAGAUCAUGUUAUAGUUACAUCUUUGGUCAAUCCCAGCUGGUUCUGAAAAAAGUGUCCCCCAGGGCUCAAUUUUAGAUCCCAUACACUUUUCCGAAUACAUGACAUGGUCCUGUAACACCUUCAUUAUUGGAACUCCACGAACGCCUCUCUUCUCAAAUACUGUUUAAAUUUGAUAUGGGGUACAUGUGGUCUGGAGUCUUGUUUCUUUCCUUUUCAAUGUGUUUUGUUCUGUCUCAGUGUGGUUUUAGGUUUCCAGCUUACAUGGCCUCAGCACAGGAUUACGUCUCCCUCAUUACUUUCAUCCUCCUCCUACUCUGUUGUCCUCUCCUGAUUCGUCUUCCUCCCCCCUUCCUGAAAACUUGUUACUGUUCUAUUUUUAUCAUUUCCUCCUCUGUAAAUAAGAUCCCUCUCACAAGGACAAACCUAACAUUACAGCGAGGGAUUGGUUUCUAGUUCAGGUGUUAAUGAUGGAGUUUAUCAGCUUAUAGGGGCAGAUAUUUGGCAAAGGCAAUCUGUGUGUGUCUGACUAAAUCAAAUGGAGAAAAACUUGUCAUUAAAGUUUACUGCAGAUCACCUUUUGAGCUCUAAUCAGUCUGUCAUUUUGUGCAUCUUCACACUUUGUUCGUCUUUUCUUCUCUAGGUGCGGGCGAUCUCACCGGCGAUCCUUUCGGUUAUGUCACAGGUGUGUUAGCGGUCAUCAUCCACGCCUCCUACCUGGUUCUGAUCCAAAAGACGAGUCAUGACAGCGAGUACGGACCACUCACAGCGCAGUAUGCCAUCGCCAUCAUGGCUUCACCGGUACAGACCCAAACCUUUCUUUUAAGGCCUUUGUUCCCCGCAGUUUCUGCAUGUUCUUGUCUUCUGGUUUUCUUUGAGUUUUUACUUUCAUUUUGUCCCUUUCCUUAUUUUGUUCUCUGAUCCCUGUCCUCCUUGGUCUUGUCUUUUUGCAUCCUUAUGAAUCUUUCUUGAACACCUGUAUCCCGUUUCUUUCCUCACUUUAUGUCUCCAUGCUUUCAGGUGCUCCUGGUGUGUUCCUUCAUCUCUAUGGACACCAUCAACAUGUGGUCCUACGAGGGCUGGAAGGACCCUCGCAUCACAGUCAUUUUCACUUUCUGUGUCUUCAUCGGCUGUGCCAUGAACUUUACCACACUGCACUGCACCUACAUCAACUCUGCUGUUACCACCAGCUUCGUCGGAGUGGUGAAGAGCAUCGCCACCAUCACCGUGGGCAUGCUGGCCUUCAACGACGUCGCUCCAACAGGGUUGUUCAUCGGUGGCGUGGUGGUCAAUACUGUUGGUUCUAUUACCUACUGCGUGGUCAAGUACUUUGAGACGAAGAAGAAGAGCUUGUAUGAGGACCUGGAGGAGUCUGGGAAGGAUGGAGGUCUACCUGGAGAGCCUUACAGAGAGAAACCGCCGCUGAACGGCGAUGGGCCUGCUGACGGUGCUGGAGGGGAUCCAGGAGAUCAGGAGAUGGAGGGGGUGAUAAGCACUGAUGGAAAGGAGGAGGAGGCAGCACCGGCUGGCUUGGCAAAUGGAGAAGUUUGGACAGGAGAGAGUAUGACUUCCCAGGUCAUGAGCGACAAAGAGGUGCUGGAGAUGCAAAGGGAGCACAUCCAAAAAGAAAACGCCACCACAGGUCAGUCUGCGAGUGACAGCUAUUUGGGAGUGUGGAGAUCCAUUAGACACCUGCAGUUUAUGAAGAAAGCCCCUUUGAUUGAUAACAUGGAGCAGCAGAGUCCAUAAGGGCUGGACAGACACCGACAGACUCUAGUUAAGAAAUUAACAUGAAUGGAAAGAGUCUUAGAAACGCUGAAGAAAACAGAGAAGAAGAAAAAAGGACAUGGGCUGAAUAAAAACGACAAACUGUCCAUUGGGAACCUCUUUCAUUCCUGUAUGAAGUGCUGAUCAAAAGCUUGUGGGGUACACUGGUCAUGUUUGCUGCUGCUGUGAUACCUCAAUAAAAUCCCAUGCUUUUGAGCUAAAAGUUUUAUUUCAUCACGGAGCUUUGAGUGCAAAGAAAACGCUGUCAGUUCUGUUAAAAGCAGAAAAGUAAUUUUUUUUUUUUAAUGCUGAGAUUUCAAAUACAGGUUCCUGGUGGAGGAAGCGGAUGAAGAGUUUGGGGAGACGCUGCCUGUCAGUGAUAAAUUCUGCCUCUUGUCUGCUUCAGCUCUGUGGCGUCCGGCGGGGACCAGGCUUGUCCUGUUGUAGCAUGAUUCAGUUUGGUUUGUGUCCCCGCUGAUUAACCAGCUCGCCACAAAGGAGAGCAUCCUUUGCAAACUCUAAAACGACUUUCAUUCAGGGAACUGCAGAGAAACCGCAGACAACAGAGAGUUUAUGUUCUGUGUUUUAAAAAACCUGGGUGUAUUCUUGUUUCUGAUUGGCUGAAGGGUUUGCGUUAAAUGUUUUUAAUGCAUGUGUGAAUUAAAUCAACAUCACCUGUCAGCGCAUGUACUUCAACAAAUGUACAGUAAUCCAUGGAUCUGUUUCUACUGGGUUUAUUAAGUCUUAAAACUGAGUUUGGCUCCCCUGCAGGUUUACUGUCACACCUGUUCAGUUUUUACAUUUACAGUUGUAAAAACACGUCUACGUUUCCAACCUAUUAAUACAGCAGUGCCGUAGAUAGAGUGAUUAAGAUACACUCUCCACUACAAACUCAUUUAGACAACCGUGUAAAAUACAGUUUGAGGUAAAGCCUGAGCCAGUCUGUGGAAAAAGGUGCAGAAAUAUUUGAGGGCCUGGGAUGGGAAAAAGUGGUGGUAGUGGGGAUAAACUUCUCUAAGAAGGAAGGAAUAAAGACACGGCUCUGUGUUUUUAUGGAUGUAAGUUGAAGACAGCGGCAGAGCUUAAAUUUUUAGACAAUGCAAAAACUAGAGAUCCGUCAAAAUUUUUGAAUUUUUCUGUACCUACAUUGUUCACCUGUUCAUAAAGGUAACUACAGGCUACAUCCUGUGAUUGGUCAGCUUGGUUCCAGACUUUUCCAAUAUUGCCACCAUCCUCAGUGGUUAAGUAGCUGCUGCACAAAACAUAUUGGUUCCAACUCAAACUCAUGAUACUCAGUUGAAAUAGUUUACUGUACCCAAAGACAGAGGAAACAUAGCAGGACCAGAAACUGGAUGAAUGACAAGACAACCCUCUGCAGUUUGGCGUUAAGGUAGAGUAAUGCAGUCUGACGUGGACUCUCCAAUGUGUUUGCACUUAUCUAAUAUCAUGACAAUGUGUGUGCACAGCUCCAAACUAGAAACUUGUAUCUGCUCACCUUUAAAUUUGUCUCUGCUCCAAAGAGAAAGCAACAGCGUCCUGAAAUUGUGUCAGGAGAAAAAGCUGUCAACCCCUGAUAUUGAUUAGUAUUGAUUUCCCUUCGCACAGUCCCCAAACUUCAUUUAACGCUACAAAAGAUCUGAUGUCCCCUCCAGCUGCUGCAAACUGGGUGUGGGCUGUUUGUGGCUUCCUGGUCUCCGUGUGAUUCUGGUGUUUCUAUAAAAAGAUGAAUAUAAUUGUUCGAGCAUGAUGUGUGAUUUUUGUGGUGUUUUGGUACAAUUUGUUUGAUUGUUAGAAAACAGGCGCCACCCUCUCAGGCUGAUGUGUGAUGUUUUAUUCAAGAUGCCAAAAGAGCAUGAAUUUAUGAGCUUACAUCUGCAGCUGGUGAAGUACUACAAAAAAGCCCAGGUUUUUACAUAAAUCAAGUUUCAAAGUUUUUAUGAGGCAGCUGAGAUCCUGUUAUGUAAUGUAUAUGCACUCUUCUUUUUAAAUUCAUAGGUUAUUAGACUUAACAAUCUGCCAAAAUAAACUACAAACCCAAAGUUUUUAACACAGUUUAAAAUGAUGAUCUCAACAGAACAUGAAGUUUUGAAAAUCAGUUUGAGCUUUUUAAACUAAAAAUAUUGCAAAGAUAACAUAUUGGGUCAGCUGAUGGAACAGUAAAUAAUCUGUUCAUGAAAAAUAUAUAUAUCUUUUUAAAUUUGUCGCCACAAACGCAUUUUUAAAACAGUUGGGGCAGGGACAGCAAACUUUUAAAAAGUGCUGCAAGGCCAAAGAAUAUAAUUUAAAGUUUAAAAAAAAUUGCAUCUUUACAUCUUUUUUCUUACAUCGAAAUUCCUUUAGUUGCAUCUGGCAACAAUCAGGUGCUUCUUAAUAAUAACUGAGUGUAAAUAAACAUCACCAACUUGACGUAUUGUGGGCUCAACAACUCACCACCCAAGAAGAUUUGGUCAGUAUGAGUAAAACAUGAAACAGGAGAGUUUAAUUUCAAUUCAGCAGUUGCACACUUGAAUGCCAUCAAGAUCUGUGCAUGAUUCUGUGACGAUAAGCUCUAUCAGUGAGGAGCUGGAACCACAUGAGAAACUGCUGGUGCAUGCUGGAGGGUUCUUCAGUGUUUGUUAAUCAGUUUGGUCAAGAUAUCCAUGAUUACACAAGCAUGAUACGCUGUGACCAAGAAUGGAGUUGGGUUACCACAGAGAUGCUAACAGCGUCAAUACAGUCCUGAUAGAGUGACAGUGAAACCUGCUGGGAUCUCAGUGUGCUAAUGUGCCGGUUUGUGCGAGUCAAAGGUUAAAUGCUUUCUUUGAGGCAGUCGGUCAUAUUGACAGUUUCUUAUUGAUGUGAAAUGGUCUGUUUGGAGCAGGUCUCAGUGCAUCCAUGUUAACAAGGCCGACACAAAUACACACACAUUGCUUGUGCAGACCAAAUUUGACAGAAUUCCCAGUGUCUGCUAUCUAAAGGUCAGAUUUUAUGCAAAAGAAAUCUGAAAAAUGUUGAUGAUAGCAUUAUAAGGAGCUGAGGUCUGUAAAAAAAUAUAUGUCCCGAAAAUCACGCUCUAGUCAAUGUCUCCCCAAGUGUACAUUAACAAACACAGAUAUAUACACAGAGGCAGCAGUUAGUGGCAACCAAAUCAUUCCCCAUCCAUUAUAAAUAAUUCUCCAGGGUCUGAGAAAGAAAUUUAAGCACAGAAACAAUAAUCCCCAGGUUUUUUUUGUUAGUAUGAUGAUGUUUUUAUUUUCAUUUGCACGUGAUGUUCUUGCCUGUGUUCUGUCUUGUUCCUGAGAAGAAGAGAAAAGUGUCUGGUGAAGUGAAAUGACCAUCUGCUCCUUAAUUUGCAUGUUCAAUGCAAAGUGAAAUUGAAUUUUUUCUUUUUUAUAUAAAGAAAUUGC
Messenger RNA from Xyrichtys novacula (pearly razorfish), 18071 nucleotides. Lineage: Eukaryota; Metazoa; Chordata; Actinopteri; Labriformes; Labridae. The record is from the annotation of a GenBank genome assembly.